AUGAUGAAACUUCUCACGCACAAUUUCCUGUCAUCAAGGUUUCUAAAGAAUGUGACUAAUGGCUAUCCACUGAUUCUUCGCGCGAAUCAAAUAGCCAAUAAGGAAGUGGAAUUCAAUGAGAAUUUCGUUCUGAAUAUGAUGCCUAAAUUGCAGCUUGAUUAUGCUUCCCUGUACAAUGCAGCUUAUUCUAUUGGCGAAGCUGGUAACAUGCCUGCGUCUCUACCAGAUGACUGGGAAACGAACACCCCGGUAUUAAUGGAGUUGCAUCGGGUAAUGCUGUGUGUCGAAAUUGUGGAUGGAGAGCUGGAAUGUCCCGAUACCGGUCGCAAAUUCCCAAUAAAAGAUGGUAUUCCCAAUUUGCUAGUGAGCGAGAAUGAAGUCUAA
Molecule: messenger RNA, 384 nt
Organism: Haemonchus placei
Lineage: Eukaryota; Metazoa; Nematoda; Chromadorea; Rhabditida; Trichostrongylidae
Source: the annotation of a GenBank genome assembly